AUGUUCACCGUUCCGGGUGUAGUGGUUGGAUUAACCAAUAACCUCACGUUGACACCUGCAGUAGAUCCAUUGCCGAUCUGUGAAGGCAGCAGUGUGCAGCUGCAGCUGACGACAAAUGCUACGCAAUUUGCCUGGACACCAUCUACCAGCCUUAUAGUGGCUACACUGGGACGGUGCACAACUACAGACGAUAUACUUGUGACUGUAAUGCCGGCUCCAAAAGCUGAUGAGCGUACACACCUGAUCCUUCCUACCCACAGGGCGUUAGACAAAGCCGCUGAGUUAUCGAAAGGAAACCAGAAAAUUGGUUCAACCCUGAAAGGUAUUGCGCCCACUUACAUGGACAAGACCGGCAGGAAUGGUUUACGCGUAGACAUUACUGCAUGGGAAGAGGAAUUUUUCGAAGCGCUUGAAUUUCUCAGGCAAUUAAAUAUUGUCAAUGGCGAAUAUUUCAUCAAUGACCAGUUACAAAAAGGUAAGAGAGUGCUGGCAGAGGGGGCACAGGGCAGCAUGCUUGACAUUGAUUUUGGAACCUUUCCAUUUGUCACAUCAUCCAAUACGAUAUCUGCCGGUGUUUGCAGUGGCUUAGGUAUAGCACCUCAGAAGAUCCGCGACGUGAUUGGUGUUACUAAGGCGUAUUGCACGAGGGUGGGUAGCGGUCCUUUUCCAACUGAACUGGAAGAUGCCACGGGUGAAGAAUUAAGAAAGAUCGGUAAUGAGUUUGGAGCGACCACGGGACGCCCGAGAAGAUGCGGAUGGAUCGACCUGGUGGCACUGCAUUUUGCGUGCAUGGUAAACGGGGUAACGAAGAUUGUGAUGACAAAAGCCGAUGUACUGGAUGCAUUUAAAGAUUUACAG
This is a messenger RNA of Ostertagia ostertagi, 858 nucleotides long. The record is from the annotation of a GenBank genome assembly. Lineage: Eukaryota; Metazoa; Nematoda; Chromadorea; Rhabditida; Trichostrongylidae.